AUGAGCUUGCGCUACCAUGUGGAGCUAACAUUUGCUAAAUUAUACCUUUUCUCCAUAAAUGAAACUUGUCAAUUUGAAGACCAUUCCAUUGAGACGACUCAUUUUGAGUCGUUGCCGUCUGACUUAGCCGACGAUUCAGCUGUUUGUUCCAAUUUGCCAUAUUUCAAAGCGAUAACCACAAUCGCCAAUUCUUAUGGUAAUCGUCUUGUGGAUUUAUUAUGUCGUUAUCGUCUACCGUUGGAAUCAACUGUCAACAGUAGUAUUCAUGUACAGCAGUUUGAUGAUGAUGAUGAUGAUGAUAAUCACAAUAAUGUUGUCAGUUCUCUUAAUGCGAUUCAUUCAAAUAGUAAUGAUUAUUUAUUACGAUGCGAUAAACAAGACUCUCUGCUCGUUGAUUUAAUAUGUACACAAUCAGAUGAAGGUAUCGAUGAUUUUUCACGAUCUAGAACCUGUUAUGGUAAUGCAGAUGAAGCUAGUCUAUGGGCUCCUGCUUUGUGGAUUAAAGUUGUGACUCGUGAUUCAUCUCGUCUUAAUAAUGCUUGGCGAGGUGAAGCUUCUUCAAAACAUGUAGCUUGUUUGGGACGUCAAGCGGAAGAAUUAGUCCUAGCAUCUCACUGGUAUCAACGAGGUCAACCGAAACAUUGGAUUCGUGUAAUCGUACAUUGGCUACCACAUGGAUCUUUCUGUGCUGAAAUCAAUGAUAUAGAUUCAGAUUUACGUGAAUAUCUUCAGAAUAUUGAUGUGACAUUACUUACUGGUUCUAAUCCAUGGAUUAAUAACUGUGAUAUUCCUGCUAUCAUUUUCAAAAGUCCUAACUAUACUGUAUCUCUUAGAAAUUUAAUCUUACCUGUAUAUAAAUUCAAGAAAUUUUUAAAUAGUUUUACUGAAUACGAUAACACGUCUGGUGAUUUCAAACAAUUUAAAUUUGAAGCUAUAGAAAAGAUACUGUCAUUGUUGAAUAGAUUGUACAAAACAGUUAAUCACGAAGAACAGAAGGCCAGUAUUUUUACUGAUGAAAUGUUAUUUGAAGUGGAUGAUUCAUUGAAUUCCUUUAACAUUACUUAUCCAAUGGAUGCAGUUUUACAGAAAUGUGCAUUAUGGCCAUUUCUAAUAGAUUCUUAUGGUCGUUUAGAUGAAGUAAAUCGUAUAAAUUUGGAUGUUUCAGCUUUGAUUGCUUUUGUCUCUGAACUGUCACAAUUCAAUCCAACAUAUUCUCCUACUGAUCAAUUGAUAUCAAUUGACAAUAAUGAUAAUCGUGCCGAAGCUGUAUCUGAUAAAAUUCUAGAAUGUUUACAAUCAGUAGAAAGACAUACACAAUUACUGUUGAACCAUCCUCCACUGAAACCAGAAAAAUUCGAAUGGCUAAUAGAAUCUGAGGCUGAAGUACCAGUACUUCUAUCGAUGGAUAAAUAUCUUCGAGGCAAAGUACCCGUUGUAUGCUUAAGUGCUGUUCAUUCAUUUUUAAAUAUUCUUGCCUUAAUAUCUGGACCAAGUGAAUGGAAACGUGGAAUUCGAUUAAUUAGUCACUUAGUUAUAUUACCUGAUUUAAAUUCAUCAGGUGAAAUAAUUCCACCAUUUAGUAAAACAAGAGAAUCUAAGAGUUCGAAUUAUUUAUUAACUCAACGUAUCAUGGAAUUCGGCAAUGUAUUAGAAGCGCUGACAAUAACAUCAAAUGCUGGUUUCCUAAGAUCUGUUCGUAAAUCAAACCUUAGAUAUUCGGCAUUGUUGCUGCCUGCUCGUGCUCUAACAGAAAACACUCCACGUAAUGUUGGAUCAUCUUCAUGA
This is a messenger RNA of Schistosoma mattheei, 1785 nucleotides long. The record is from the annotation of a GenBank genome assembly. Lineage: Eukaryota; Metazoa; Platyhelminthes; Trematoda; Strigeidida; Schistosomatidae.